Molecule: messenger RNA, 2858 nt
Organism: Haliotis rufescens (red abalone)
Lineage: Eukaryota; Metazoa; Mollusca; Gastropoda; Lepetellida; Haliotidae
Exons: 4
Coding region: 929-1582 (217 amino acids)
Source: RefSeq, a predicted model, not a curated record
CAGGGAGUCGACCCACAAUCAGAUCUGUGAUCUGCCACUAAUGAAACUCCCCCAGCAUGGCUUCAAACCACUGGGCCACCGUGCGCCCAUGAUGUGUGACGCCCAGUGUGGGACAACCAAGAGACGAAGCCAUAACUCCUGGCAGUUUCCAGGUCGAAUAGACGCUGGAGCACAGCACAAUGCCUGGACGUAAUGAAUAUUUAACAAUCGAGGGUUGGCAGGAUUAUUGCGGAAGGUAAAAGCAAGAGGGAUUAGCUAAUUUCUAAGACGUUUUUCACCAAGUUGACGACAGUAAUCCCUCUAUUGGAAUCCCCGAACCAGCCAUAAUAGAUCGAAGGAAAAGCGGAUCGCUGGAUCAGUGAGGGUUUCCUGAACACCAAUGAUUUGGAUUUUAUAAACCUAUUAGACUGCGCGCGAGCAGUCCCGGCGGAGAGGCAAGUCCAGUCGACAGGCUACUGGAUACGAACGCUAACACGAGGUGCAGGUCUAUCAAAGGGAUAAUAGCUGGUUAAUGGAGUCUGUUAGACGCUAGUUAAUGCUUGGCGUGUUUUCAGGCGAGUCGGAAAUCAGUGUGUUUGCCUAUGUAGGAGCAAUUAAUUAUUUUGAAUUUUAAUCAAAAUUAUUUUGAUUCAAGAAAUGAUUGUAAAUCAGAUAGCAUGUAGAUGACGGCGGAACCUUUUCUAAGUAAUCAAGAUCGAACUCCUAGAAGACAAAAAUUAUCACUCAGUUAAUUGGAUAACAAAAAACAAACCUUAACGACUGAAAUCACCCCGGGCCAUGAGACUAGUUCGUGAAAUAUAUAUUUAAGCGUGUGGUAUUCCCCCGAAGACAAAGGAGUACCUGCCAUUUAGCCACCUCUCAAGGCUGUAAAGAAACAUUUCAACAUCAGAGAUUCAGACAGAGACUUCGUUCCGCUGUCAGUGUAGAGAUGGCGAGCUCGCCGGAUGCCCCCCUUCGAGGCCCUGACUCCGAGGACGGGACGGUUGUGACGGAGCCGGUCAGCAAGGCGGGGUCUAAACGCUCUCAUGCAUCAUCAACACUCAGCAAGUCAUCAUGGGUAGUGUACGGCAGCCCUUUGUGGCACAGAGACCGGGUGCCGUCCUCCAUCCGGUCCCUCCCGCCCAUUCCGACACUGAAGGGGCUGGAGGAAAACUUCGUCAACGACAGCGUCAAGACAACGACGUCCAGCCGGUCGGGGAGGAAUCCAAUCAUCCCCCAAUACGACGCCGUGGGUGACAAAUACGCCAAACACUACUUCAUGUCCCCCAACGUCCGCGCCAUGAUGGAGAGAAACAAGGCCGUCAGGUCACACAAGGAGUCACAGCAUUCCAGCAGGAGCCUCAACAAGCUUAGUUUCCGUCGGAAAUGUCGCCUCACACCAAAUGCUGACGAGAUGGAGUUGCGGGAGUUACAAUUUGUCAACGACGGAAUCAUCACGGAAAGACGACGAACCAAAUACAAGGAUAUUAUCCCUCCUUACGACGCCACAGAAGAUCAACAUUCCAAAGGUUAUUUCAAACGCCCGGAUAUAAAACGCCUUGUAACCGUUACGUGCUCACCGCGAAGUCCCAGAGUCAACUGAUGAGGAACCAGAUCAUAUCAGAAUUGAAGAAUGAGGAUGAUGGAGAUUUAACGAGCGCUUCCGGAGAAACCUUUUUUAUACUCGGACUGAGAAUUGGGCCUUCAGGGUUAAAGAAGAGAGACGUACCAAAAUCCUAGCAAAUAGGUUUCACGGUGUGCAAAAAUCGAUUUCGAUAUAAUUUAUGUUUGAUUGAUUUGAAGCAAGCGUAUGCUUCAGAGUAAGUCUUGUUAUGUUUUCGAUACACAUGAACGGAUAUGCUAGUGAUGGGUGAUUCAGAACUACUUCACUAGUUUCAACAAAUCAAUAUUACAAGUCAGUAUUAAGGCGUUUAUGCUUGUAUGGUCGGGUCUUCCAAUGGUUAAAGUUGAGUUAAGUGGAGGAGUCAAAUAUCGUUUAUAUAUAGAGUGUGUGCGUUUUACGCCGCUUUGAACAGUAUCCCAGUUAUAUCGAGGCGUUUCAGUUUAAUGUGGGAGGAAAGUUCGAAGUGAUGCAGAUCUCAGACGUUUGCCAUUUUGGUGAAACCCACGAUCAUGGGUAUAGUACUGACAAACCUAGAAACAACAUCAGGGCAAGGCGGUUAAAGAACCCAAGGUUUCUGGCGUGCCUAAGGGACGGCCACCCGUCCCCUCGUUUUAAAAUAAGACACGCAUGUAGGUUAGAAGUUGACGACGCAGCAGGAUGUGGCUCUGACAAAAGACGCGUCACAUCAUGUGCUGCCGCAAUCAACAUCAAAUCUGGUCAAUCUGCAAUUGACAAAUACAAGCAAGAGGUCAACUAAGGGGAGAUAAUUAUGAAAGAGAAGAUUACUUCUCAUUAUCUCAAAUAUCUUAUUAAUGGUUGUCAUCACUUUUAAUACUUGCAAUUUUAUUGGGAGGGACAGGGGCAUAACUGGUUGUUUUCUCCAAGAAAAUAUUUUUCUUCAAUUGUUUAUUUUGUUUUUCAAUUUAGGAUUUUGGAUUUGUUUCUGACGACUUGAAUUGAAUUUGAUCCGGGUUGAUUCCAGUUUGUUUCUCGCCCCGUUGUGUGUCUUCCAGAAUUAUCCGACAAUGUAACAGAAAUCAUGCACAUUCAUCACCACCUUUACGCCAUUUCAUCUGACACCAUUCUCUGUUUGCAUCUUCUUCUUUGUUAGUUUGAGUUCUCCAGAUGGAUGUAAACCAUUAUGUAUCUACAUACUGUCUGGCUUGCUUACCCUCCCCUGUAUAUCUACCCUCCCCUCUAUAUCUACCUUCCCCUCUAUAUCUACCUUCCCCUGUAUAUCUACCCUCCCUAUAUA